ACUAUACGUAUACGUAUUGAUGCUCCACUCCGUCAAAACUAUACGUUGCCAAAGAGUGCGCGUAUAGGCAAAAAAGCGAUACUAAAUAUCCGCAGGUGCAGCUGUGUGAACAAUAUAUACAAUAGCUCGCACAUACACGCAUGAGAGCCUAUCGUCAAGCGAGGAAUCGCUCGUGACGACAAUAGAGCAAAGAGGAGGCGUGGAGCGCAACGGCUGCUGUUUUUCGGGCAUUCCAUUCAGCUUUUCCCGCAGAGCGACACGACGUCGGCUGUGGGUAUAUUGAUUCCUGAGAAAGAGAGGAUGGCUCGCUGAAGUUUUAGUGCUUCUGCUGCUCGACUCGGCUCUGAACUUGCGAGGGAGAAGGACUUCGCGGAAGGUCGCGCGAGGAAAUAUAUUUACUGCGCGUCUCGUCUAUUCGUUACUUUGAUCUCGAGCUUCUUGACAGCUGAUCUUUGUGUUGACUCCCAGUGAAUGGAAAGUUACUCUUCAGCUCAGCCGUACCAAGUGUGAUCACUGACCUUUCUUUGCCAUACUUUUGAGCAAUUUUUUGGGAUAAAUCUCCGGACCAAACUUCAUCAACAUGGACGCAGGAUUCUCUUCGUACCACAACGGUGGUCCCACAAGGGAGCAAGACUUCAGCAGACUGGCCCAGACCGUUGGCACGUCGAUAUUGAAAAUAUCGCAGAAUGUGUCUUCAAUGCAAAAAAUGGUUAAUCAACUCGGCAGCUCAACAGAUUCGCAAGAACUACGGAAUCAGCUCCAUCAAAUACAACACUAUACUCAGCAACUUAGCAAGGAUACAAAAGGAAAUCUCAAAGAGCUAGCUGUUUUGGCAAACAGUUCUGGUUCCAACAGUCCUGGGGAACAGCGACAGCAUAAAAUGCAGAGUGAACGCCUCCUGGAUGAGUUUCUUGCAGCUCUUAACAAUUUUCAGAGUGUGCAAAGGUCAGCUGCAAGCAAAGAAAGAGACAUGGUUAAAAAAGCCAAGUCCAAUGUUGGUCUAGGACCAUUUGGUGAGAGAAAGCAAGAGACGCUCAUUGAAUUACAAGACAACAAAACUCAAAAACAAAUUCAACAACAACAACAGCUAGAAGAGCAGAAUAUAAGAAUGCUAGAAGAACAAGAAGCAAAUAUUGUAAAACUUGAAACCAAUAUAAACGACGUGAAUCAGAUAUUUAAAGAACUUGGCUCUAUUGUUCAUCAGCAAGGAGAAGUUAUAGAUUCCAUUGAAGCAUCUGUUGAGAGAACAGAAGUAUUUGUUAAUGAAGGCUCUACACAGCUUAGACAAGCAUCCACCUACAAAAAUAAACUGCGCAAGAAGAAGUGCAUACUGGCAGUAAUUGGUGCCGUCAUUUUGUCCAUUCUAAUUGGGAUCAUUGCUUGGAAGAGUUCCUCUUAGAGUUAAUAAGUACUUGACCACUUUUAAGAAUUUUUUAUCAUGUUGGUGAGUUCUGACAUGAAUAAAUCGUGAUCGCUUUGAUAGUUGGCGAGCAGGUAAAGGAAGAUAACAAGCCAUAAAAGUAUAGCGAAAUAUAAGAAAACCAGGAUUGUUGAUUGUACAACCAAGCAAGUGCCGCUAUUGUUAAUGAUUCGUGAUAAUGUUUGUGUGCAAGAUCUAUUUCUUGUUAAUGGACGAGGAACAAUUUGGGUGAUGCCUAGCGUCCAUUUGUACUAUACGUUUUUCGUCAUGCAUCAAUGGAAAUACUGAAAAUUUAUUGCUAAGUUAAUAAUUUGAAAAAUCAAGGGGGCGUUUGGAUGGAAAUCUAUAUUUUUAAAGCAAUAUUUCAUUAAAUGAUGCGAAUGCAAUGGUUUGUUAACACAAUAAAUGAUUCAUUAGAUUUUUUUAGUUCAUUUUUGAAUUUAGCCACUCUUUGAUAAAGUAUUUUAAAUAUUUUUAAUGAAUUUCAAUGAUAUCUUGUGGCUGUUAGAAAAUUAAACUACUUCAUUUUUCUUUGACCAUAAUAUUCCCUUAAAAAAUGUAUUAAAACGUCAAAUUUAUUUCACUGAAAAGAUCAUGUAAAACGCAAAUAUAAAUGUAUUGAUUGAAAGUCAAGAUGCAGUAAUGAAGUAAUGUGCAAUACUGUUAUGACUUCACAGGUCAAAGCACAAUAAUUGUAAAUGUGUUACUUUGACAAUGCUUGAUCAGUCAUUCCGAAAAUUAAUUUAAGACUUCUGAUUUAACUCAUAUACUUAGCUUUGUAACCCAUUUCUGAAAAUGUGUAUGUAUUGUCGUACUAUUGUAAUUAUCAUUAUUAUUAUUAUUAUUAUUAUUAUUGUUAUUAUAUUACUUUUAUUAAUAAACAAAUAAAGUUAUUUUAA
Molecule: messenger RNA, 2319 nt
Organism: Nasonia vitripennis (jewel wasp)
Lineage: Eukaryota; Metazoa; Arthropoda; Insecta; Hymenoptera; Pteromalidae
Gene: Syx7
Product: syntaxin-12
Exons: 6
Coding region: 581-1399 (272 amino acids)
Biological process (GO): vesicle-mediated transport; intracellular protein transport; vesicle fusion
Cellular component (GO): membrane; endomembrane system; synaptic vesicle
Molecular function (GO): SNARE binding; SNAP receptor activity
Source: RefSeq, a predicted model, not a curated record